CUGAAGGCGCAGGAGCCGCUGCUGCUGUCUAGGGUGACCGAGACUUGGGUGCAGGCGGCUCCCCUAUCCAGCCUGGCCCGAACCUCUCUGGCUCCCGCUGCUUCCUCCUGCUGCAGGACUCGACUCAACUCGGGGCGGCUCUUCUUUCCCUGCAGAACCCAAGUUGGGGGUGGAAUUCUCAUACCAGAUCACCAAAGAGUGAUUUGGCUGACCUUGAAGUCCACCACAACCUUUUAAGUCAGGCCUGAUCUGCAAAAUGGAAUAAGGCUGAAAAAUUAUCCACUUCUUUCCUCCUGUGUGAAAUUGAGACUAGAUUGGGAUGGUCUUUGGUGCUUGUGGCUAGAUUCUCACUGCAACCAUGAGUUCAGAGGAAAAGGGCAUAUCCCCUGCUCACAGAACCUCCACUCCAACCCAUAGAAGUGCCUCCUCUUCAUCAUCCUCCCAAAGGGAAAGUAGGCAGAGCGUCCACAUUUUAGAGAGGAAUGCUUCUGCUGGUAAUGAGCCAUCUGCAAGCAGGCAGUUGCUAGAAACUGAACCUGUCUCACUCUCUAAGGAGGCCGACAGCUGGGAAAUCAUAGAGGGCCUGAAAAUAGGCCAGACUAAUGUCCAGAAGCCAGACAAACAUGAAGGAUUUAUGUUGAAGAAAAGAAAAUGGCCUUUAAAAGGCUGGCACAAGCGAUUUUUUGUCCUGGAUAAUGGAAUGUUGAAAUAUUCAAAAGCACCACUUGAUAUUCAAAAAGGCAAGGUCCAUGGGAGCAUUGAUGUUGGGUUAUCAGUUAUGUCAAUUAAAAAGAAAGCUCGGAGGAUAGACCUCGACACUGAAGAACACAUCUAUCAUCUAAAGGUGAAAUCCCAGGAUUGGUUUGAUGGUUGGGUCUCCAAACUCCGCCACCACCGAUUAUACCGUCAGAAUGAAAUUGUAAGGUCACCGAGGGAUGCAAGCUUUCACAUAUUUCCUUCCACCUCCACAACAGAAUCUUCACCAGCUGCUAAUGUUGCAGUUACGGAUGGAAAGGUACCACAGAACAGUUUCCCAUGGCAGGCACCUAUACCAUGCAGUAAUAGCCUACCUGCAACUUGCACCACUGGCCAGAGUAAAGUGGCAGCUUGGUUACAGGACUCUGAAGAAAUGGACAGAUGUGCAGAAGAUCUCGCACACUGCCAAUCAAACCUCGUGGAACUUAGUAAACUCCUUCAAAAUUUGGAAAUACUGCAAAGAACUCAGUCAGCCCCAAACUUCACUGAUAUGCAGGCUAACUGUGUAGAUAUUUCAAAGAAAGACAAGCGGGUCACAAGACGAUGGAGAACAAAAAGCGUCAGCAAAGAUGCAAAAAUACAACUUCAGGUUCCUUUCAGUGCAACAAUGUCCCCCGUUCGGCUGCAUUCCUCCAACCCCAACCUUUGUGCAGAUAUUGAAUUUCAGACUCCCCCAAGCCACCUGACUGACCCCCUGGAAACUUCCACGGAUUACACAAAGCUUCAAGAAGAAUUUUGUCUCAUUGCUCAGAAAGUGCAUUCCCUUUUGAAGUCGGCUUUUAACAGCAUAGCUAUUGAGAAAGAAAAGCUAAAACAGAUGGUUUCUGAACAAGAUCACAAUCAAGGCCAUAGCACACAGAUGGCAAGACUCAGACAAUCGCUUUCUCAGGCACUUAACCAGAACGCUGAGCUGCGGAGUCGCUUAAACCGGAUACAUUCAGAGUCUGUUAUUUGUGAUCAGGUUGUCAGUGUAAAUAUUAUUCCUAGCCCUGAUGAGCCUGGGGAGCAAAUCCAUGUCAGUCUCCCUCUAUCACAGCAAGCUGCUAAUGAGAGUCGGCUCUCUAUGUCUGAAUCUGUCUCAGAAUUCUUUGAUGCCCAGGAGGUACUUCUCUCAGCUAGCUCGUCAGAAAAUGAGGCUUCGGAUGACGAGUCUUACAUCAGUGAUGUGAGUGAUAAUAUAUCUGAAGACAAUACCAGUGUUGCAGACAACAUUUCUCGGCAAAUCCUUAACGGAGAGCUUACAGGAGGGGCAUUCCGAAAUGGACGUCGAACUUGUCUUCCAGCUCCAUGCCCUGAUACCAGCAACAUUAAUCUGUGGAAUAUUUUGAGAAACAACAUUGGCAAAGAUCUGUCUAAGGUCUCCAUGCCUGUGGAAUUGAAUGAGCCCCUCAACACUCUGCAGCAUCUCUGUGAGGAAGUUGAAUACAGUGAGCUCUUGGACAAGGCCUCGGAAACUGAUGACCCAUAUGAGCGCAUGGUUCUCAUUGCUGCAUUCGCAGUUUCAGGAUACUGCUCUACCUACUUCAGAGCAGGAAGUAAGCCAUUCAACCCUGUGCUUGGUGAGACGUAUGAGUGCAUUCGAGAAGACAAGGGAUUCCGAUUUUUCUCAGAGCAGGUUAGCCACCAUCCACCCAUUUCUGCCUGUCAUUGUGAAUCAAAGAAUUUUGUGUUUUGGCAAGAUAUAAGAUGGAAAAACAAGUUCUGGGGGAAAUCCAUGGAAAUCCUACCUGUAGGAACACUGAAUGUGACACUUCCAAAGUAUGGAGAUUACUACGUAUGGAACAAAGUCACGACAUGCAUCCAUAACAUCCUCAGUGGGAGGAGAUGGAUAGAGCAUUAUGGAGAAAUCACUAUUAGAAAUACAAAGAGCAGUAUUUGUAUCUGUAAACUCACAUUUAUCAAGGUAAAUUAUUGGAAUUCUAAUGUAAAUGAAGUCCAAGGGGUUGUCAUGGAUCAGGAAGGAAAGGUGGUUCACCGUCUCUUUGGAAAGUGGCAUGAAGGAUUAUACUGUGGCGUACCACCAUCAGCAAAGUGCAUAUGGAGGCCAGGUUCCAUGCCAACUAAUUAUGAACUCUACUAUGGCUUUACAAGGUUUGCUAUUGAACUCAAUGAAUUAGAUCCUGUCCUGAAAGAGCUUCUUCCUCCAACAGAUGCUCGAUUCCGGCCUGAUCAAAGGUUUUUGGAGGAAGGAAAUUUAGAAGCAGCAGCUGCUGAGAAGCAAAGAGUAGAAGAGCUCCAAAGAUCCAGAAGGCGAUACAUGGAAGAAAAUCACCUGGAACAUAUACCAAAAUUUUUUAAAAAAGUCAUUGAUGCCAAUCAAAGAGAAGCCUGGGUUUCUAAUGACACCUACUGGGAGCUUCGAAAGGACCCUGGCUUUAGCAAAGUAGAAAGCCCUGUACUCUGGUAACCCAAGACUGUAGAUCCGAGUACACAUAUCACACUCUGAAUGAAUAAAUAACUAUGCACAAUGAUGUUUCUUAUAGCUAAGCGUGGUUUGUGGGUCUACAGAAAACUUACCAUUUGCUUUUCUAUUCAUCUUUAUAAUGGACUUUCAAAAGUGCAUUAGACCAGGCCCCUGACCACUUUGGGAUCCUUUCUGUUUUGCUGCAGCCAUACUCCUUAAAACGUCCUCACCCUUGAAACGCAGAAUAAAGGGAGCAGAUUAAAGUAAUCCAAAGUCUGAAGAAUUUGUAAAGAAAAAAAAAACUGUACCUGGUGCUUAAAGCCAACCUCGAGAGUUCAAAAUAAUAUGUAUAAAUGUAUAAUGAAUUUGGUCAUUUGCUUGGAAGAGCCAUGAUUAUAUACUCUAAACUCCCGGGUCACAGCUGCGGGUCAGUUCAGGCUUGACGUUUGUCCUUUGAUGUGACACGCUUGUGCUGGCCUUGUUAAACAACAAUGACAACAACAACAACACAACAUGAUGCUUUGGGAAACCUGUUCCAUCCAUACGCCAUUGUUCAUGCCUUAAGAAAUGUGAAGAUGUAAAAUAAAUCAUUUUAAAAUGUGUGCUCUUAGGCUGGUGUGAAGAACAGAUCUUUUUGAAGCAUGAUAUGAUUCCCAUGCUGGGGGUCAAAGCAGUCCCAUACAGGAGCAUAAACGGGUGAUCACAUGGCAAGGAGAAGCUGCACAGUUGGCUUUGAUGAGAUGGAUGCUAGGGUUGGGAUCCAUCAGAAGAGAAAUCGAAGGCUGCAUCCAGGUUGCUAGUUAAGAAGUUCCUAUCCUAAAAUACCCUUCACUGAGAAAUAAUCCCUGCUGGUUUUGAAAUCACAGUGAGCCCAUUUAGUGGACAAAAUCUAAUUUGCUUACUUUGCAUCAGUGUUAAGAAACUUUUGAAGGAGAACCUGAAGGACAUGAAGAGCCCUUCAGGGCUCGAUAGUACUAUAAUCUUAACCGUCAUUUUUAUGUAAGGCACAGAGGAGAUUUAAUUACAUAGAUUUGGAGCUGGGAUUUGUCAUCAUAUUGCUUGCCAACCUCCUGACUCCCUCACCCAGGAUCCCUAGAUAAUUUUCAGUAGGGACAGGAAGAGGAACACUACCUAUUAGCAUUAAUAACUGCUUAUUUGUGUUGUCUAAAUGAGUCCUACGCAAAACUGUGUUUUAUGUUUUCCAUUAAGUGAUUCUGAGUUUUUUCAGGGAAGAAACAAGAUUUUUGUUGGUAGGUGGCCAUUUAUCAAGCACUUAAGGUUUUGGUUUGGAUUUUUUUCAGCAAUGGAAGAAGAAUGGAUGAGGAAUUCAUCGCUUACCCCAAAAGUGGCCAUACCUGUAUUUUGCAUAAUUUAAGGCCUGUUUUUCCACUACCACAUGGGAGGGUUAUACAGGCAACUUGCAUCAGUAUUCACUAUUUGUUUUGCAUGUAAAUGGCAAAAUUAACACCUGUAUGAAGAUCUCAAGAGAUUUUCAUACAGAAUGCCUACAU
This is a messenger RNA of Vombatus ursinus (common wombat), 4671 nucleotides long. It is a transcript of the gene OSBPL6, whose product is annotated as oxysterol binding protein like 6. Gene Ontology annotation, molecular function: cholesterol binding. The record is from RefSeq and is a predicted model, not a curated record. NCBI's taxonomy places the organism in Eukaryota, Metazoa, Chordata, Mammalia, Diprotodontia, Vombatidae. Gene Ontology annotation, cellular component: plasma membrane; cytosol; intracellular membrane-bounded organelle. The transcript has 25 exons. The coding region runs from base 359 to 3163 and encodes 934 amino acids.